This is a messenger RNA of Cydia pomonella (codling moth), 2128 nucleotides long. RefSeq names its product tetratricopeptide repeat protein 36 homolog. The record is from RefSeq and is a predicted model, not a curated record. Gene Ontology annotation, biological process: cilium assembly. Gene Ontology annotation, molecular function: protein binding. The transcript has 4 exons. NCBI's taxonomy places the organism in Eukaryota, Metazoa, Arthropoda, Insecta, Lepidoptera, Tortricidae. Bases 654 to 1229 code for a protein of 191 amino acids.
UAAGUUUUUUCUAAUGCAAUAUAAACAUUAUUUUCAAUUAAUUGUUAAUAAUACCCAUUUUUUGUGAAUUAUAACCAUUUUGCUUUUUACCUAGGUAUGCAAUUUACUGGAAUUCACUAAUGGGACAUUUUUAUUUUCGGACUCUACCUUUUCUGAUCUCUUGUUUAACUACAUAUAUUUUUCUCUAGGUUUAUUACAGAACCCAUAACAAACACUACACACACACAUACUACAACAAAUUUAUAUAAUUAUGGAAUAGAGGAUUGAUAGGAAAUCGUAAAUAACAAUAUUUCCACUGCAAUUGAAACGACGUAAGCCAAACUAGUCCGAUAAUUAUAUGCAAGCUAUAAAACGAAACAAGUUUCUCGUUAAUCCCAGUUCUCAUAGUAACUUGAAGCGCGCGGUAGGGCUUAUUUUAAGAUUAAAACAUUAUUAUUUCAUAAUUAAAUACCUAACACAAAAGUGAUAAAGCAAGAAAUUAAGUCGGUGUCAUAUGUGAAAUCGAAAAAUCAACAUUACAAUUACCUAUCUAAAUUUAAUUCAAACAUAAUAACAGUAAACAUAAUAAACUACUUACUAUUUUUACGCGUCCACUCUUUCAAAGUUUUUUCAAAAGUUUGAAUUUCGAACGAGCCUGAGAAAGUUUUUUUUAAAUGGCGGGUUUAGAAGGCUUGAGUGAUCAUGAUAAGGCAGUGUUGAGGAGUAUUUUUGAUCCCACGGCUACUAUUGCUGAUGUUGAUGUGAAUGAAGAUACAUUUGAGGAGGCAGAUGAUGAGGCAACAACGGACGCUGAAAAGCAGUCAGUACAGCUCUGCGCCCAAGGUGUGCGAUUAGCCAAUGAAGGCAAACUGGACGAAGCCUUGGAUGUGCUCAGUAAAGGCAUCGAGUUGGCCCCAGAGCGCGCGUCCGCGUACAACGAUAGGGCGCAGCUGUUGCGUCUCAUGAAGAAAGAUGAUGAAGCCAUGACGGACUUAGAUCGCGCACUCCAACUGACGGCGGGACGAAAAACAAAGGCUCGCGCACUAGCUCUGUGUCAGCGCGGCGUCCUCCUGCGAAAGCGGGGUGAAGAUGCCCGCCCAGUGUUCCUCGAGGCGGCCAAGCUUGGCAGUGGAUUCGCCAAAAAGCAGGUGGUCGAGCUGAAUCCCUACGCCGCUCUCUGUAACCAGAUGUUGAGUGAAGUCAUGAGAGGAGAGGUGAAAUUGGCUGGCAUCCCGGAGCCAGAUCAGUAAGGACGGUGGACUUGCAGAUUUAUAUUAUUUGUAGGUCGUUUUCAACAUGUGUACAGUCGCCAUCAGAUAUAUCAGAGCGGCCAAGGUGCUCAAAAAUAUCUGAACACGCCUCUAUUUUCAGGGCGCUAGAGCGCGUGUUCAGAUAUUUUUGACCACCUCGGCCGCUCCAGUAAAUCUCAUGGCGACUGUACCUAUUCGCAAUCCAUAACUCCCGCGGGAACAAAAUAGGCCUUUGUCCUUCAGUACACCUGCAUGAAAUAAGAUCUUUUUCGAGCAAGUGUGAUGAAAACAAUAUUAACAAACCUAUACCAAUCAUGUUGCUUGCUCAUAGAGGAGAGGAAAUAAAACACACAAAAUCUAAUGGAUUAGAAAUUUAUAUUGUUGAAUACAAUCGACAUCCACUUUCAAGAAAAUUCCAUACAACCACUCAAGCGGAGGUACUUGCCUCCGAGCGAACCAGACCGACCCAAUAUCAUCGAAAAUGACAAUUGUACAUUUUGAAAAUGACAAAUGUUACUACAAAUCGAAAUAUCGUUAACUACACUAAAGAUUACUUAGAAUAUGCAAUAAAAUCUCAUAAAUAUACUAAAUGAAGAUCAUGUGCAGAAAUUUAUUGUAUAAAGAAGAUAUUUUUGUUAGUAAAAUUUCCACACACAACCAUUAAAAUUUGUAAAAUUCAAAGACGCUUUUUAUUUCUAUCCAAAAGCGUCAACCAUAGAUAACACAAAUUGAAAGUGCACUUUAAACAUUUAUGUUAUAAAAGCUACGUGGAAGAGUUUUAUAUGAAUUUUUUGUCUUUGGUAUUUUACUGUAUUAGGCGAUGUAUGAAUUGUUUUGGCACAUUUUAUAGAUGUGGUAACGCAUUGGAGAUAAAAUGCAAAUACAAUUUUCAUCAGUAA